Lathyrus sativus (Indian pea) is the source of this 666-nucleotide messenger RNA. NCBI's taxonomy places the organism in Eukaryota, Viridiplantae, Streptophyta, Magnoliopsida, Fabales, Fabaceae. The record is from the annotation of a GenBank genome assembly.
AUGGAGCAUCCUCUCAUCAACGAUUGCACUUUCUCUUCUGCUAACCCUUCUUUAUCAGAAAUUUGGCCUCACUUUCCAUCCCAAAACAAACGAAACCACUCCCUCUCGGAAAAUGACUCUGCCACUAAGCAUAUCAAACUAGCACUACCGGAGAAUGAUCAAAACGCUGCGUUUAAAUCCAAACCAAACGCAAUUUCACCAAAGAAACAACAACAGAAUGACAAACGUUCUUCUGAACCGCCGCCACCGCCGCCCAAGCAAGAUUACAUUCACGUUAGAGCAAGAAGAGGCCAAGCCACCGAUAGUCACAGUCUCGCUGAAAGAGCGAGAAGAGAAAAGAUUAGUGAGAGAAUGAAAAUUCUACAAGAUUUAGUUCCGGGAUGUAACAAGGUAAUUGGUAAAGCACUUGUGCUUGAUGAGAUAAUCAAUUAUAUUCAAUCACUACAACAUCAAGUUGAGUUCCUUUCAAUGAAACUUGAAGCAGUUAAUUCAAGAUUGAAUAUGCAACCUUCUAUUGAAUGUUUUCCUUUAAAAGAUGUUGGUGCUCAACCAAUUGAUCUUUCUGGAAUAGUAUUUGGAUCGCAAGCGAGAAGGGGCUAUGCUCAAGGAUCACAGCCAGGAUGGCUACAUAUGCAGCUAGCUGGUGGUUUAGAUAAAACAUCGUAA